Molecule: messenger RNA, 2058 nt
Organism: Silurus meridionalis
Lineage: Eukaryota; Metazoa; Chordata; Actinopteri; Siluriformes; Siluridae
Gene: rbbp8nl
Product: retinoblastoma binding protein 8-like
Exons: 15
Coding region: 250-1959 (569 amino acids)
Biological process (GO): DNA double-strand break processing involved in repair via single-strand annealing; double-strand break repair via homologous recombination
Cellular component (GO): site of double-strand break
Molecular function (GO): flap-structured DNA binding; damaged DNA binding; double-strand/single-strand DNA junction binding
Source: RefSeq, a predicted model, not a curated record
GAGGGAGAAGCAGAAGGAGAGGAGAAGAGCAGUGUGAAAGGAAAACUCCUCUGCUCCAUUCUUAUCCUCUUACCAUUUUUUUUCCAGGAUUUUCCCAGUUUGGGCCAUCUUUCGGGAACUCGAUUAAAGCUCGGUGGUGGAGAAACUGCUUAGACGAGGACCUGGAGGGCUGUAUGUGACUGGCAGACAGCGUGAUUGCCAGCUGUUGAAUUUGAGUUCUAAAUUCCACCAGGUGGCCAAGGGAGGAGGAUGGCUGUGGAGAGUUUUACUGAACUGCUACAUAAACUGAAAGAGGUCCAUGAGCAGGAGCUGGAAGGCUUGCAACAGAAAGUCCUCGAGUUAACAAAUAAGAAAAACUGUGAUGCGAAGAGACUAGAGGAGCUAUACAACAGGAACCAGCAGCUGAGAGAGCAACACAAAAUGCUGACAGAAAACAUAAAACAGCUGGAAAACAUGUUACGAGCUGGGUUGUGUGACAGAUGUACAGUCACCCAGGAGAUGGCUAAAAAACGACAACAAGAGUAUGAAAACUCCCAGCUCCAGAGUCUGCAGCACAUAUCUAUUCUAAUGGGUGAGAUCAAUGCAUUGGUGAAAGAGAAUGAAAGACUAAAAGAGGAGGUGAAGAGUCUACGAGAAAGAAUAGAACAACAGAAUGGUCACUCAGAGGGAACAGGUACCCCUGACGUUAAGCAUUCUCCUGAUCCUACAGCCAAUGCUCUGUCUGUGGCCAACUCUGUUGUAAAGAAUAAUCAGUCCACACUAGGGGGCGCCACUACACCAGCAGCCAUUGUGAAGAGUGAGACUGAACAGAGCCAAAGCACAGAGUCUGCAGGUGACAGACAGGAGACAGCAGACAAAGGAUCGGAAAACAAACGGUUACAAGGGUGGAGUUUAACACAUUUUUUUGAGUCAAGCAGGCAGCCGGUUUUUUCACCCAACCAAGCAUGGAAAGAAAGAAGAACAAUUAGCGUGGACUCUAUGGAGGCUCGUCAACAUCCCACUUCACAUUCCAUCCCUCCUCACCUUCGUCUUCUGAAGAACAACCCUCUGUUUUCACCUAGGCGAUCCGAGGACCGUCCUGGUAUUGUAUCUAUCCCAGUGCGGCCCCAUCCAAUCAAAACCACCCCAUCCAAUCUUGCCUGGCCCCUGCCUGAACGAUCAGAUUGGCCAUCAGUGUUGAAUACUGGCACUAGUGGUGGCAUGGUGGUCAGUCCGAACCUGAAACAUGACUCUAGCUCCCCCAUCCUUCGCUUUCCAAGUCUGGUUCCACAAGGCAUUGAGCCCCACCUACCACCCCGCAGCCCUGCCCACCCACGACCUAUAUGCCCACAUCCAAGGGGGCUUUUUGAGCUAUCAGAUGUCAGGGAAAAGAGAACACCGCCGAGCUCUUGGUCAAGCUCACAGCAUGAGAGGGUAUUUGGUGAAAAUCUGAGAGAAGGAGAUGAAGAAACACCUUUGGAUCUGUCUAAUGGCUCAGGCCUGAAAAUUAAAGAAACAGAGACAGACUUGGCAUCAUCUUCAUCUUCGUCACCUCCAGCUCCAUUCUCUUCACCAUCUUCGGCUCAGUAUGCCUCUAGUCCUCAGAGUGAUCUACAAACAGGGGAUGCAAAGCCUCAGAAAGAGGAGACUGCAGAAAGAGACAAGGAAGAGGGAGAUGAGGGAAGCGAAAAGAACGAGAAUGUAGACACAGAAAACCUGAAAGUUCCCUCUCUGACCAUUUCACUUCGUCCAGUUGUGGUCCUAGAGUCAUUAAAAUCAACAGUACAGAAAGAGCAGGACAUGGAGGAAGACAGUGGACUGCAAGACCAGAAAGAAAAAGAGGAUAGUAAACAGGUUAUAGUGAGGAAGAGACCAUGCCAGACUCCUGAAGCUCUGUCACGACGCCCACUAAAAGAAAAGAAGAUGAGGACCACCCUGCUGCCACAGGAGGCUAACAUUGGAGACACAGAGCAAGGCUGAAGCGUCAUGUACGAGGACAACGAAAUGUAUCAUCACAAGUUACAUGUGGUGUUCUGAAUUUCUCUACAAAAGGAGCGUUUUCCAUUGUAGCAGGAAGCA